Molecule: messenger RNA, 381 nt
Organism: Paramecium pentaurelia
Lineage: Eukaryota; Ciliophora; Oligohymenophorea; Peniculida; Parameciidae
Source: the annotation of a GenBank genome assembly
AUGUACCAAAAGGAGGACUCAAUUAGGGAGUAAUUGUACCUUUAAUAUUCUAAUGCCCUGGAGAUUGUGAAUGUAAAUCUAGUAAACCAAAAACUUGGUAUCAUGCAAAAUGUGGAGAUCCUUCAUUCAUCACUGAAUUUGGUGAUAUUCUCUGAAAAAAUCACUUAAAGGAAUGUUCAGGAUAUUUUUUUUAAAGAUGCCUUCUUUUAAUGCUAAAUGGCAAAUAAAUCUAACACCUGGUAUUAGUAUAAAUCUCAGUCAUAUUUUUUGUUGGCACUAUCAUUUGUUAUAAAUGCUGCAGAAUUUAUUCUUGAAAACAAUGAUUUAAAUAAUUUUAUUAACCAAAUACUUAAAUAAGUACAUAAGAGAUGGCAUAAUUGA